This is a messenger RNA of Pseudoliparis swirei, 1431 nucleotides long. It is a transcript of the gene asb5b, whose product is annotated as ankyrin repeat and SOCS box containing 5b. Gene Ontology annotation, biological process: intracellular signal transduction; positive regulation of protein catabolic process; protein ubiquitination. The record is from RefSeq and is a predicted model, not a curated record. The coding region runs from base 84 to 1037 and encodes 317 amino acids. The transcript has 7 exons. NCBI's taxonomy places the organism in Eukaryota, Metazoa, Chordata, Actinopteri, Perciformes, Liparidae. Gene Ontology annotation, molecular function: protein binding.
UUUCUCCAUUAGCUCAGAGCCCUGCCUCACCCAGCUCGUCCGUCUUUAGCCUAGCUCGUGCCCAGCUGCUGCAGUCAGUUGUUAUGAGCAGUAAGCGCGUGAGGUCCAGCCUCGGAAAGAUGCCAGAAGUUCCGUCCGGAGUUCAAGAGAUGUCCCGGAAAAGAAGCGCUGAGCCCGGUCCGCUUCCAGAGCAGGUCCGGGAGAGGAAAAAGGUCUGCUGGGGCAUUCUGACUAGCCAAGGGUCGUGGGCAGAUCACUCCCCACUCCAUGAAGCAGCUUCUCAGGGUCGACUGCUUGCCCUGCGCACUCUUCUGGCCCAGGGAUGUCACACCAACAUUGUCACCAUUGAUCAUGUGACUCCUCUGCAUGAAGCCUGCCUGUCAGGACAUGUGGCCUGUGUCAGAGCAUUAAUAAAUGCUGGAGCGAAUGUGAAUGCUGCCACCAUCGAUGGUGUCACUCCUCUGUACAACAGUUGUGCCUCUGGGAGUGUCGGUUGUGUAGAACUGCUGCUGCAGAAUGAAGCACACAUACACACAACCCACACACACUUCCCCUCAGCUCUGCACGAAGCCUGCAAGAGAGGUAAUAGCCAGUGUGUGGAGUCCUUGCUGUCUCAUGGAGCAGAUCCAGACUAUGAAGUGUCCCACUUGGGCACUCCUCUCUACAUAAGCUGUCUACACCGACAAACGGCCUGCUCAAAGAUCCUGCUGCACAGAGGAGCCAACGUUAAUGUAGGCAGAGGAGGUGACAGUCCUCUGCAUGCCACUGUCAGACAGGAUAGUGCAGAUCAGGUGUCAGUGUUACUGGAUUAUGGAGCUAAUGUUAACAUCAGAGAUGGUAAUGAUCAGCGACCUGUGGAGCUAGCGCCUGCUGGUGGAAAAACACAACAGCUUUUACUGACAUUUGUAGUUUCUCCGAGGAGUCUCUGCCAGUUGUGUCGACUUCAGAUCAGGAACCUGAUUGGCCGAUCCAGGCUGAAACUGCUCCCCCUCCUUCCUCUCCCAACCCUGCUCACUGACUACCUGGAGCACGUAUAGGAUGACGGGCACUUAUGCAGCAUGACAGGGAAAAGCAGAUGACAUUUUUUUUAUAUUUAAAAUGUCGAUGUGCCAAGCCCCUUACUAACCAAUUUAUGCCAACAGACAUCACACUGUUUUAAACUGUAUGGCUGAGUUUGGCUUCUAUAAUGUAACUACACCCAAAUGCACUGAAGAUUCACUCUGCUGCAAGCUAUACUCCAGGAACAUAGUGCAUGAUGUUGCCAUAAUUGGUUUAUUUGAAAAGUGUAUUCAUCAGAACUUGCUUUUCCCCUGACAUGAAUGAUGGUGACCCACACUUUAAAAAAAUAAUUGGGUAACCACAAUGUAAUUUUGUAAAUGUUCCGGCCUGCAUGAAUAUGUAAAUAUAAAUAAAUAAUCCCACUGACCUGUC